AUGGACACCCGUAGCACGAGUAUGGGUUUAUUUACCCAUUUCCUGUUGGCGGUAGCGCUAGGCAUAGGAGCCUUUGUAGCCUACGUGACAUUCUUGACACCACCCGCCAAAAAGAUUGAAGUCGAGGAAAAUGGUUGGUUUGGGACGGGAUCACCCCGAGCCGAUGAUCCUGUGGUGCAUCCGUUCAGCGUUAGUGUUCCCGACGAAGUCCUUGAGGAUCUCAGGCGAAGGCUCAUGAAUGCUCGAGUCUCCCAUCGACACCUCGAUGAUGCUAAUGAUUUUUGGUACGGCUUCAAUAGCGACGAACUGGAAGUGUUCAGAAAAUACUGGCUGAACAGCUACGACUGGAAAAAGCACGAGAACAUUAUCAAUCAGUUCAAGCAGUUUCAGACUGAAAUAGAAGGAUUAAAGAUUCAUUUCAUAAGGGAACCAGCCGCAUCGGGGUAUAAGAAGGUUGUCCCGUUGUUGAUUGUUCAUGGCUGGCCUGGAAACGUAUUCGAAUUCUAUAAAAUAAUUCCGAUGCUUACGGAUCCCAAGAAACAUGGGAUCACCUCGGAGAUCGCUUUUGAAGUAAUUGCUCCUUCGAUUCCUGGUUAUGGAUGGUCAGAUCAACCUAAGAAAUCCGGAUUCAGCCAAUUGGCUUGUGCACGAGUAUUCCGCAAAUUGAUGGAUAGACUUGGAUUCAAGAAGUAUUACCUUCAAGGAGGAGAUUGGGGCGCUCUUGUUACUAGUAAUAUUGCCAGGGUUUACCCAGACAGGGUUCUUGGACUUCAUCUAAACAUGAUGCCAAUCACACCAGGUGGCUCUAUGAAAGGAUUAUUCCUUGACAUUGCUGGAAGCUUCUUCCCAAAUGUUUUCUUUUCGUCACCAGAGAGCAAAAAUCACAACAUGUUUGGGAAGAUCUUCCUAAUGCUGGUUGAGAGUGGUUAUAUGCAUAUCCAGGCUACAAAACCUGAUACUGUAGGAGUUGCACUCAAUGACUCACCUCUGGGCCUAGCUGCCUACAUAUUGGAGAAGUUUUCAACAUGGACAAAUAACAAGUACAGGGAACUUCAAGAUGGUGGUUUGACAAAGAAAUUCACUCGAGAUGAGCUUCUGACUAUUGUUAUGAUUUACUGGGUGAACGGUAACAUUGUGUCGUCUCAACGAUUUUAUCGCGAAGCUUUUCUUGACAAGCAGAAUGACGCUGUACAGAAACAGUACACCUCAGUCCCUACCGCACAUGCAUCCGGUAUGAAUGAAUUAUUCGAUCAAUCACCGCCUGAGAUCUCUUCCACCAUGUACAACCUGACGCAUUACACUGCCAUAAAGGACAUGGGCCAUUUUGCUGCAUUUGAAAUGCCCAAACCACUUGCCGCUGACAUUUUUGACUUUGUGAAGUUGCUGGAACAACCAUCAUUGAAAAACAAAGUCAAAUCAGAUUCCCCUUGAAGAAUGUAAGUCCAGUAUGCAUGUUGAAAAAUAUGAAGGUUUUUUAAUUUUCCGCCAUAAAUACGGUUUCAACUGUUGUUUUGUAUUUUUACGAAUGUUUAGAAUAACUGGUGCAUUUGCCAUUACUUAAUUCUGCUUUUUUAUUAUGCAUGUAUUUAUCACUUGUUUCUUAUUGCUUAUAAAGACUGCCAUAUUCU
Cylicocyclus nassatus is the source of this 1628-nucleotide messenger RNA. NCBI's taxonomy places the organism in Eukaryota, Metazoa, Nematoda, Chromadorea, Rhabditida, Strongylidae. The record is from the annotation of a GenBank genome assembly.